Theobroma cacao (cacao) is the source of this 2998-nucleotide messenger RNA. RefSeq names its product putative disease resistance protein At1g50180. The record is from RefSeq and is a predicted model, not a curated record. Lineage: Eukaryota; Viridiplantae; Streptophyta; Magnoliopsida; Malvales; Malvaceae. Gene Ontology annotation, biological process: defense response to other organism. Gene Ontology annotation, molecular function: ADP binding.
AGUCUUUCCACCCUGUAGCAUUUCAUUGUCUUGCCUUUGCAAGAAGAAUGGCUGAGGCUAUCGUCUUUCUUGCCAUUGAAAGAAUCGCAGAUUUACUCAUUCAUGAAGCCCUUUUCUUGAAUGAUGUGAGACAAGAAGUUGAGAGCCUAAAGGCUGAACUAGAGCGGAUGAAGAGCUUCUUGAAAGAUGUAGACCGUAAGCAGGAACAAGAUGAACGUCUUCGCACUCGGGUGAGAGAAAUCAGGGAUCUUGCUUAUGAUGCUGAAGAUGUUAUAGACUCUUAUAUUCUUGAAGUUGCACAUCGAGGAGGCUUCCAUGAGAUCAUCAAGAGGUUUACAACACUUUCCACUCACAAAGUUGGGAAGCAGGUCAGAGCUAUUCAAAACAAGCUUGGGGACAUCUCGAGAACUCUUCCGGCUUAUGGGAUAUCAGGAGGAGGAGGGGGCUCUAAUUCUACUGAUGAGAUGCAGCGCCGGUUAAGAAGAUCGUACCCACAUGUUGAAGAAGAUGAUGUUGUCAGCUUGGAGCUUAGCACAAGGGAUGUUAUCGAUCAAUUAAUGAAGAAAGAGGACAGACUCCAUGUUGUUUCCAUAGUGGGCAUGGGAGGCAUAGGUAAGACCACUCUUGCAAAGAGGCUAUAUAAUCACAAUGAUGUGAAAAGACAUUUUGAUUGUUGUGCUUGGGUUUUCAUAUCCCAACAAUGCUUGCCAAGAGAGGUUUUCCAUGGAGUCUUGAUGAAGGUUCUUUCUCCUUCUCGAAAAGAAAGAAAGCUAAUCGAUAAACUCAAAGAGGAUGAAUUGGUUGAAAAGCUUUAUGAUGUUUUAAAAGAGAAACGAUAUUUGGUGGUUCUCGAUGAUAUAUGGAGUUACAAAGAUUGGGAUAGUCUUAAACCUGCUUUUCCCAAAGGGCAAGAAGGAAGCAAGCUCUUAUUAACAACACGCAAGAAGAAAGUUGCUCUGCUUGUUGAUCCAUGCAGCUCCCCAGUAGAGCUCCCACUUCUUACAGAUGAUGAGAGUUGGAAACUUUUCAAAAGGAAAGCAUUCUCAGAAAAUAAGAUGGAGGCCCAUGCUUGUUCAAAAGAAUUUGAGAUGUUAGGAAAGGAGAUGUUGAAGAAAUGUGGAGGUUUACCUCUAGCAAUUGUUGUAUUGGGAGGCUUACUUGCAACAAAGAAGUCAUGGAAUGAGUGGGAGAUGGUGCAAAAAAACAUCAAUGCAUACUUGAACAAGGACCAGCGACAAGAGUAUGGCGGAGUUACUGAGAUUUUGGCUUUAAGCUACAAUGAGUUGCCCUUUCAUUUAAAACCAUGUUUUUUAUAUCUUGGUCAUUAUCCAGAAGAUUUAGAGAUUUCAAAAAAAGAAUUAGUUAGACUAUGGAUUGCUGAAGGUUUUAUUUCUCCAUCACUGGGAGGAGGAGAAAUGUUGAUGGAGGAUGUAGCUGAACAAUACCUAGAAGAGCUAACAAAUAGAUGUUUGGUUCAAGUUGGUAGAAGGAAUCAUACAGGGGCAAGUGUGAAGACAUGUUAUAUUCAUGAUCUCUUAAGAGAUUUGUGUGUGUCAAAAGCUCGAGAGGAGAAUUUCUUUGGAAUUGUUCAGCCGUCGAUGAAUGGAAACGAGAAUUGUUCUCUCGAUCUAACUGUUGCUGCUGUAUCCAAGAUGCGUAGAAUUGUUGUUCAUCCUAGCAAAAGGUAUGUUUCCUUGAAGGGAGAAUGUCCCAACUUACGUUCUCUUUUACUCUUUCAAGAUGAGGAAUUGAUAAGACUACGCAUAUCAAAAUGCAAUAAUUUUAAAUUCCUAAGGAUCUUGAAACUCUUAAGAGAGGUUGGUUCAUGGAUUAUGCCAAGUGCAAUUGGUUAUCUCUUUCAUUUAAGGUACUUGAGUUUAAAAUGCAGGAAGUUGGUCUUGCCAUGUUCUAUUGGCAAAUUGAAGAAUUUACACACUUUAUCAAUCCAAGUGGAAUUUUUAGUGAAAAUUCCUAAUGUCUUGUCUAAGUUGGAACGCCUGAGGCAUUUUCUACUAAACUACUACCAUGGAUUCAAAAAGUAUGGAUCCCACGAGUGGCAUGAAAUAAAAGGGUUUUGCCAAGUAAACACUUUGGAAAAUAUUGAAACUAUGAAGUACAUAAGGGUUGAGAAUUUGACUAAAAACAAUGCACUGCUCAAGCUGACAAAUAUUCGGAGUUUAGGAAUACAGUUUAUGAGAUCAAAAGAUGUUGAGACUAUCCUAAGAUCCCCUAGCUUUGGAUUAGACCGCCUUCGAUCAUUGCACAUGAGGUUAGAGGAACCAAUUCCAUUUCCAACAUUGGAGCAACUUUCUCAAUGUCACCACCUCUACAAACUAUUCUUACAUGGGAGAAUACAGGAAGACCCACGUUCGAGCCAUCAUGUUUUGAAAUUUCUUCCGACCAACAUCUGCAAGUUAACUUUGUGGGAGUCGCACAUUAAUCAAGACCCAAUGCCUGUACUAGAAAAGCUACCUCAUUUGAGGAUUCUCUGCUUAGGGUCUUCAUCAUAUAGGGGGACUAAAAUGUCUUGCUCUGCUAAUGGGUUUCCUCAACUUGAUUCUCUUCACAUAUAUUCAUUAGAUUUAAAAGAGUGGCAAAUGGAAGUAGGGGCAAUGCCAUGUCUUCGUAGCUUACAUUUGACUUGUGUUCCUCGCAUGAAGAUGUUUCCAGAAGGGUUGAGGUAUAUCACUACUCUUCAGGAAAUGAAAUUAAAAGGGAUGAGGAAAUCACUGGUAAAGAGGAUUCAAGUUAUAGAGGGAAGGGAAGGCGAGGAUUUUUAUAAAGUGCGCCAUAUACUCUCCAUCCGGAUCAUUGACACGUGGAUUCGCUGAACUGAUGAACUUCUAAUUUUGUUGUGGUUUGAAGAAUCGAUGGCUGAAUUUUAUGAGCAAUCAGCACUCAAAUGGCUAUCUUUCCAUGUGAUUUGGGCAUUAAUUUGUUGCAAGACAACGCCACUGUAAUUGUCUUACUGUUAUCUUUAUGAUGUUGUUUUCAUUUA